AUGGGCAACCCAACCCAGCAACCCGCCACCUCGGCCCCAGCCUACGUCCCGACACCGGACGCGAACCCAUCAGACAACUAUGUGGCCUCCGAUCCGCCCCCAGAAUACCGACAACACGUCAACCAGCAACCCACCGGUACAUCGAUGCCAAAAUACGGCGGCCCUGCGAUCAACCCUCCUCCUCCUCCCCAGAACUACGACGGCGGCUACGCACCUCCCCUCCAAGGCGGGCCCCAAAACUUUCAGCCCUACGGCACGCCGCUGCCUUCCCUGGGCCCCCACCCGGCGCCGGUCGCGUGUCCCGAGUGUCACGCCCGCGGCAUUACAUCGGUGGAGUAUACCUCGGGCGGCUUCACGCAUUCUCUAGCCGCUAUUUGCGGGAUUCCUUUGGCAACAUAUCAUCGCAGUGGUCGGACCGAGGUCCAUUGGCACCAGGCCUAUAAUGGCUAG
Molecule: messenger RNA, 450 nt
Organism: Colletotrichum orchidophilum
Lineage: Eukaryota; Fungi; Ascomycota; Sordariomycetes; Glomerellales; Glomerellaceae
Product: LITAF-like zinc finger domain-containing protein
Exons: 2
Coding region: 1-450 (149 amino acids)
Source: RefSeq, a predicted model, not a curated record